Medicago truncatula (barrel medic) is the source of this 2403-nucleotide messenger RNA. Its product is annotated as E3 ubiquitin-protein ligase MARCHF7. NCBI's taxonomy places the organism in Eukaryota, Viridiplantae, Streptophyta, Magnoliopsida, Fabales, Fabaceae. The record is from RefSeq and is a predicted model, not a curated record. The coding region runs from base 157 to 1728 and encodes 523 amino acids. Gene Ontology annotation, molecular function: zinc ion binding. The transcript has 9 exons.
ACAAAGAGCAGCCAAGAGAAUGAGGUACAAAGUCCGCGCGCACUGGAGACUCAAAAGAAAGUGGCAACAGGCUACCCCACACACAACAACAUCAGUACUGAUGAAGUGACCAAAUUGUGUUAUGUGUCAUUUAAUGCAAACAAAAUAACUUGCAAAAUGAGUUCUGAAGAAAAUAAACAUGUCACUGAGGAUCAUGAACAUGAUGAUGAUACUUCUUGCAGAAGAACAGUUUCUCUUCCUCCUGUUAUUCACAAGGAUGAUGAUGAUUCAAUGGGAAUAACUGAAGAAACAUCACAUGUUCCUCCCAGGAAGAAACAAAAUCUUCUCCUAGAAAUACCAUCAAGAACACCAGAAGAGUGUUCAGAAGAUUUUGUUGCAAUCAAAAUGCCAAUGACACCAAGUCCUACUCCAACUCCUACUCCCAAGAGAGUGAAUUUUCUUAUGACUUCUCGCUCGGUCGAUGCUCCGACAAAUAGCUCUCCUGGAUCUGCAACAUCAAAAGGAAAAUCAUCCAUAAGAAAGAUGCUGCCAAAAUUGAGUUUCAGGUAUAGGACACCGGCAGAUAUUGAGAAGACGAAUACACCAACUCGGGAAGUUUCGUCUUCGGGAACUCGAGAAAAGCCUUUAAUAUCAAGAUCAUUGUCGCUUGGUAAAAUAUUUACUCCUAGGAUGAAAAGAACUUCAUCAUUGCCAUUAGGAGAAAUUGGACAUUCAAACCCUGAAUCUACUCAUGGUGGAAAUGGAAGUGUCGGCGGUCCUCUCAGUAAAAAAGAAACUCGGCUAAAGAUAGCGCGUUCUCUUUCAAUGCCUGCCAACAACAACAAGGACAAAAGUAUAAGGAGGAUGGAUUCGUUUUUUCGUGUUGUUCCUUCUACUCCUCGAGUAAAGGAAGCAAAUGAAUUGUUGAGCUCGUCCCCGACAAAGGAUACUGAAGUCAAAGAUGAUGAUGGUGAAGAUAUACCUGAAGAAGAGGCGGUGUGUAGAAUCUGUCUGGUUGAAUUAUGUGAAGGAGGUGAGACCUUCAAGUUGGAAUGUAGCUGUAAAGGUGAACUUGCUUUGGCUCACAAAGAAUGUGCUAUUAAAUGGUUUAGUAUAAAGGGGAACAAGACAUGUGAUGUCUGCAGAAAGGAGGUUACAAACCUUCCUGUCACUCUACUACGGAUCCAAAGUGUUCGAAAUCGGAAUGGUGGAUUAAGUCGAGCUCAGCUUGAAGAUGUAAACGGGUACAGGGUUUGGCAGGAAGUUCCAGUGCUCGUCAUUGUUAGCAUGUUGGCCUAUUUUUGUUUUCUUGAGCAACUGUUGGUGACGAAAAUGGGAACUGGUGCAAUUGCCAUAUCUCUUCCAUUUUCCUGUGUAUUAGGUCUGCUCUCCUCCAUGACAUCUUCAACCAUGGUGAUGAGCAGGUUCAUAUGGAUUUAUGCAUCCUUCCAGUUUGCUCUGGUGGUUCUCUUCGCGCAUAUAUUUUACUCCUUGGUUCAUGUGCAAGCAGUUCUGUCAAUCCUUCUUGCAACAUUUGCUGGUUUUGGCGUAGUAAUGAGUGGAAGUUCUAUGCUUGUUGAGUUUUUUAGAUGGAGAAGGAGAUGGCAGGCUUCAUUAGAGCAACAACAUGGCCCUCUACCGAUGACACAAGCAGGACAGCAACCUCGAACAGUAACCACGCCACGCUCAGGCCAAUCCAACCACAAUCAAUCUGUAGUGCAAAAUCAACAAGACUCAAAUCAAAACUGAAUUGAUAGUUUUUUGCAUCUUAUGACAAAGCUAGUGGCUGCAGAACUUUUUGUGUAUAGGGUAGGGGGAAGUUAACUUUUAUCACACAUCUAUAUGGGACUUCAUUGUACAGCUUAUGAAUAUAGCUUCUCUGGCUAUGGAAUUUCUGUUUGCUUAUUUGUACUGAUCUAUUAAGCACGGAUACAGACACGGACAUUGGACACGACACGGACACUGACACUGCAAAUAAUUUGAUAAAAUCACAUAAUUCAGUGAAAUUAUGUGCCGGUAUCGUGUUGGUCUCGGACGUGACACGUGUCCGACACCGGGACACGUCUAAUCCAAGGAGUGUUUGUGCAUAGUUACUGAUGAAUAUUUCAGCACAUGAAAACCAGAAGGGUUUUUGGCUUUCUUUUUUGUAGGCUUGGGAGACAAAAUGAUUUUGCUUUAGGUCAAAGUGAGAGUGAAGGGUUGAGGAAAUGUGUUUGUUAAGUUGUGUUAGAGUUUGAUCAUUGAUGAGCAUUGCCAAAUGCAAUAUGUAGUUACUUUACUUACAUGGAGAUGUAUUUCGUUCUAUUUUCUAGGACUAGAGCAGAUUUUCCACAUCUUCAAUUUGGAGUGCUGCUAAUGGAGGAAUCACUGAAAAUUAUAACUCGUUACAAUUUAAUUAUUCGGAUGCAAUAUGUACUUUACUUA